CAAGCCAUUAACCUUCCAUGUCUCCACACCUCCCACACACACGCCAUCCCACCAGCCAGCAGGCCCAUCUAGUCACGCAUCUCGUUGCUAGAUGGGAAGUAGUCAGUGAUGAGCAGCUGCCCGUCCGGGACCGGCAGCCCCUCCCUACAGAAUUCGACACUCCAGGGGCCUGUCUGCACGACGGCGAACCCCAAACGGCUCAGCCGCCUCUCACACACACACCCGCACACGCACGCACUCCCACACCCGUGUAGCGCACCGAGUGGGAACUCAAUGUCUGUUCUGAGUGCGAUGCGCUCUAGAUUCGGCAGAGUGGCGAUGGCCUUGAGGCACGCGCCCCACAAAUAGGUGAAGUCCGGCACCUCGUCCGGCUCCUCUAGCCACGAGAGUGCCGAGAAGUACACGCUGAUGCAGCGGAUACGGUGCUCGAUGCCACUAUCGCCUUUCUCGCCCCCACCUGCCUUGCCCGCCGACGCCACAGCCUCGCUAUGAUCUGACUCUGCCCAAUUGGGCAGCUCGGCCCAGAGCUGAUCGUCAUCCCCCUCCCAAAGGGACCAAUCCUCCCUGCCCUCGAAGCACGAGUGGAACGCACCCUUAAUGUGCAGCAGGGGCCCGUCACUCGAGCAGUUGCGCAGAUAUAUAUAUAUAUAUAAGUUGCAGCGAUGGCAGGUGGUCAAUGGCCGUGGUGACGGCCUCCUCGCCAAGCUGCUCCGCCUUGCCGAGGUCGAUGCAGCGCACCUUGGGGAAGACGCGGCCGAGGUUGAACAGCAGGGGCUGCGGCAGGGGGCUGUCGGUGUCCCUCGCUGGCUGCAGGGUGAGUGUGCGGGCCGAGCUGAAGACCAGCUUGGGCAGCAUGGAGUAGAAGGCCUGGAGGAUGGCGUCUUGGGAGAGGCUGGUGGGAAAAGUCACUGAUGUGGCGAGGGAGGCCACCAAGGUGAGGGUGGAGGAGGCAAGUGAGUAGGCCUCCAUGUCGUAGAUGAGGCGCAUGGACCUGUUGGGCUGCAUGAGGAGGGUGAAGGGGAAGUCGAACGAGCUGCUGCUGUAGUCCUCCUCGCCGUCAGGAUGCACGCAGCACCUGUGGACCACACUCAGGGACUGCGACCCACACAGCAAGCAAAGCAAAGCAAAGCAAAGCAGCAGACACACAAGGCGACUGCACUCGCUGCACAUACAUUGCCACCCCUUCCUCCCAAUGCGUGUGGCCCACGCACGUGGAUGAUGGGUGGAGUGAUCUGUUUGACGUUGAUGGCCGCCUCGAUGGCCCCCACCGACCUCAGCCACGUAAAGUUGUCGAGGUCCAUCCAUGGGUCCGAAUCGGGCAGAUUCGUUGUGAUCUUGAAGCUCGUCACCUUCUUCACGGGACUGGGCAUGACAAGAUCCAUCGCCUCACACGCAUCCCACGCGAAGGGGGGAGACAGGAUGACGUUGGGGGGGCUGUCGCACCACUCCAGCCAGGCGCGGCCGUAGGUCUCAUCCUCAUCAUGAUCUCCAGGUUCGUUGUCGUCGGCGGUCUCCUCCUGCAUGCUACGCUUGCGCAACUCAACCGCCGCCAGCGACCUGCGGAUCACGCAACAGGCAGGGAAGCGAUUGCUGCGUGUCGGCUCCUUUGGAUAUGUGGUGUGUGCCACUCACCUGAGUCUCCAUUUGCGCCGCCAUGAGACCGACGCCCAACUCCCCCCCACCACGACCGUCUUCAGCCGUGGGAAGGCUGCCCCGCUCUCACCCUCGUUUACUGGCGCUACCCUGUGCCGCACCGUCGAGGUCGUGUCAGCCACCAGACUCUCCAGGCGAUUUCUCGUCCCCUCUAUGAGCUUCGCCAUCCCAUCGGUCAUCUGGCAUCGCACCACUGCACGCUUGGUCUUGGCCACCCAAGGGCGCCACGCCUGCAGCUGCCCCUCGGUGAGGUUGAUGGCCCGGUCGGCCGUGAAUGUGAUAGUGGUGUGCAUGUGGGGGUCAUGCGAUGGGCCGAGGAAGGAGGAGUGCGCGCGCGCGAGGCCGCCGAUGAGGGCCUCAGUGCCAACCAACGGACCGAGGCUGUCAUACAGCAGCCCCUCGGGCAUGGUGAGCAGCAAGGGGGGCACCGACUGAACAGAACAACACCACAACACAACACACACACAACAUACCAAGUCGCACAUUGCCUCCUCUUUUUGUGGUCAUCGGUGCGCGCCCCGGCUUACGUCUUGCAGCAGGUUGUGCUUCAUGGCGGUGAGUUUCUGCUGUGCGAAGCCGAUGAGGAUGGCUUGUGUAUCGGGCGUGACACCUCGCGCAGGGUCCAUCUUGGACAGCAGCGUCUUGAACCUCUCGAAAUCCAGACACACCAUCUGCACACACACAGCCAGCGACAAGUACGCAAUGGUCAGAAUGGCCAAACGCACUGCCGUGUGUCCUCUCGAUGCUCACCUUGGCUACAUUGGGGCACAUCUCCUUGCCCAGCGUCCGCUCCUUGCUCUCCUUGAGCGUCAAGACCUCAGCCGCCUGCAUCCCAUAUACCGCAGAGAGCGCUUUUUCGAGAGAGGACAAUCAUUGAUCAAGAGCAUGCAGCCCGUUGUUCUCACCCUCACCUACCUGCUGAUGCAGCUGGUUGAGUUUCUGCACAACAUUUUCGUAUCUGUCCCUGAAGCCGAGCACUCGUCCGAGCAGUGCCACGGCGUCGGUCCGGGACUCGAGCUCCAUCUAGCGCCCACUGACACGCUCAAGUGAACAAUGCAGUGGAUAUGUC
Vitrella brassicaformis is the source of this 2722-nucleotide messenger RNA. NCBI's taxonomy places the organism in Eukaryota, Vitrellaceae. The record is from the annotation of a GenBank genome assembly.